Molecule: messenger RNA, 1980 nt
Organism: Tribolium madens (black flour beetle)
Lineage: Eukaryota; Metazoa; Arthropoda; Insecta; Coleoptera; Tenebrionidae
Product: carcinine transporter
Exons: 8
Coding region: 113-1948 (611 amino acids)
Biological process (GO): transmembrane transport
Cellular component (GO): membrane
Molecular function (GO): transmembrane transporter activity
Source: RefSeq, a predicted model, not a curated record
AGGCUAAUUCGACGGCCGCCGUAGCUAGUUGGCAAACGGGACAUAAUCUCAUAAACCUCACUCCUAAGUCUUCACUUAUAAAUUCAACAAUGGUCGUUCAGUGUUGCGCAAAAUGGAUCAAAAUGAACACAACCAUAAUGACUUUCUUGAUCUAGACGACCUUUUACCCCAAGUGGGCGAAUUUGGUCGAUACCAAAAACUACUUCUCUGCCUCAUCUGCCUUCCUGCAUGUCUUCCAUGCGGGUUUUGCGCCUUCAACCAAUUAUUCAUGACCGAAACACCUGACCACUGGUGCAAAACACCCCAAGUACUCAACCUCACACAAGAAGAACGAAGAAACCUCUUUAUUCCCAAAGACAACAACUCUUUUUCCAAAUGUCUGAGAUACACAAUUAACUGGACACAUAUUUCCGACAAUUUUGACAAUAUCUCUUCGCGUCCUACUGAAGAAUGUACCGAGGGAUGGCAAUUUGACGAAGCCGCCUAUUCUAGCAUUGUCACUGAUUUUGAACUAGUUUGUGACAAAAGUAUAUACCCCACUUUGGGUCUUGUGGCCUUAAAUCUAGGGGGACCAGUGGGAGUCUACUAUUUCGGGAUGCUGAACGACAGCAUAGGUCGCAAAAGAUCAUUUUUUGUGUGUCUCACGAUCCUACUUUUUGGGAGUGUUUUAACAGCAACGGCCCAAAAUUUCUGGUGGUGGGCUGCUAGUAGAGUCAUUGUGGGGCUUACGAUACCUGCGAUUUACCAAAUUCCGUUUAUUAUUUCUUUGGAGCUUGUAGGUCCCAAUUACCGGUCAUUUGUCACAGUCAUGAUUUGCUUAUUUUAUACUUUGGGCUUAUUAAUGUUAGCUGGUGUGGCAUAUUUGGUACGAGAUUGGGUCUAUUUUGCCCUUUCGACCUCACUUCCGUUCAUCCUGUACUAUUUUUACUGGUUUUUCUUACCGGAAAGUCCGAGGUGGUUGUUAGCAAAAGGCCGAUUUGAGGAAGCUUCCAGAAUUUUAGAAUCUUUGGCUCGGGUUAAUAAGCAAGAACUGCCGUCGAGUUUUAAGCAACAAUUGAAGCAAAAAAUGUUACGUACAAGGACUUUGAGUGAAGAGGAAAGUUAUAAAAAGAUACCAAACUGUACUGAACUUUGCGCUACACCAAAUAUGAGAUUAAAAACCAUUUUAAUAACACUAAAUUGGUUUGCAAAUGAGGUGGUUUACGUCGGGUUGAGUUAUUAUGGGCCAUCGUUGGGGAAUAACGAAUAUAUGAGUUUUUUUCUGUCUUCGGCGAUUGAAAUUCCCAGUUAUUUUAUCUGUUGGUUAGUAAUGGACCGGUGGGGGAGGAGAUGGCCGCUAUGCUUAUGCAUGAUCAUUAGUGGAAUUUGCUGUAUUACCACAUUUCUUCUACCUGAAGGUUCAGUCGGAUUGAUUUUAGCAUUUUUUUUAAUGGCCAAGUCUACGAUUGCCGCCUCGUUUCUUAUUAUUUAUCCUUUUGCAGGGGAAUUGUUUCCAACACAGUUGAGGGGUUUGGGAAUUGGAGUGUCUGCUUAUAUUGGCGGAAUAGGCCGAAUUGUAAUUCCAUUUAUAACGUUUCUAGGGUCAGAAAUGGUGGUGUUACCGCUACUUAUCAUGGGAAUUAUCUCUGUGAUUGGUGGAUUGAUUGGUCUGCGUUUACCCGAAACUCUGCAUUACCGUCUACCUCAAACUCUAGAAGAAGGAGAGGAAUUUGGAAAAGAUUUUACAAUAACUGAUUGCCUUCGAUGUAUCCCUAUAAAACCAGAAACUUCUACUUCAGCGUCAGAAGAUUUAGAACUAGAACCUAUAAAUUCUGAAGCACAGGAAGACACGCCUUUGAGUCGUUCAGCACGUCGAAAAAUAUCAAUUCACAGAUUAGCAAAACAAGCCAGCGUCAUGGAUGCUCCAAAAGAUGCAGACGGAAGCAUGAAAAUUACGAAUUGGUUUUAAUUAUUUUGUAUUAUUUUAAUACAUGUUUCUUU